GUUUCUAAAUUUCACAACCAAACAAUAAACUGGCCACGCGUUAGCAAAACAACACAUUGGUCCAAACUAUAACUCCUUAAAAUGGCACCUGUCGAAAAAUUCCUUUAUUUCAUUGAUCUUCCGUCGGGCGUGUUAAUAACUGGAUUUGUGGACAUAAUCUUGAGCCUUCUUUGCGGAUGCUAUUUGCCAUGGAUGAGGCGCAAAAGGGGUGGUGAUUUUAAUUUGAUUACAGAAGCAGCGUCGAUAUCUUACUUAGAAUUUUAUACUGGUGCUGACUUCUACUAUAAUAGAUUUGGGUAUUCAAUGUAUAUCUUCUGUUUGGUGGUCCUAGUCCUCCACAUUGGCGCCUCUAUACUUAUUAUUGCUUCCGUAGUGUCGGGAGAAAAAAUAUUGGCUGCUCCCUAUAUAGCCACUGCCUUGAUGCGUUUCGUUGUCUUGCUGCUAAUUUUGAUAUGGAUAGUUACGAAGUCCUUUGAUGAUACCACCAGUUUCUGGUUGAUCGGUCUAAGUCUGUUUCCAGCCACUUACUUUUGGCUAACGGUGGCUUCGUGGUAUAACCCGAUGGAAGAAUAAGAUUUCCUUGUAUUAUAUUCCUCUGAAGUCAUUUUAAAACAAAAAUUUAAUUCAAGUUGCCUUGAAAUUCGCUGUCAGUUCAGUGUCGCUUCGAAAGUUCACCAGUUCGGCAUAUAAUAAAAAAGUAUACAAAAACUUAGUUAAAUAAAAUGGGGUUUCCUACUAUUAAGAAAUGCUGCUGCUGCGAGCUGAAAUGGGGAGCACUUAUUGCCGCCAUUGUGGAUUUGAUUUUGGCGGCUGCAGUCGCUUUCGACUCACAUCGUUUUGUUUGCACUGAUUUUAUUUGCACAAGUUUUGGGAGCGCUAUGGAAAUUGUUUGGAUUGUCAUCAUGAUUGUCCACAUCGCUCACAUUAUUGGCUGCAUUUUAGUAAUGGUUUCUAUUUGUAAGCCGGACAAGAACUUUGUUAUUUGUUACUUAAUAACUGGGCUGAUUCGCUUUAUUCUUGACAUAAUUGUAUUUAUAUAUUUUGUAAUCAAAACUGAAUUUGAAUAUGUUGUCACCAUAUGUAUUAUAUUAGCUGGAAUUGGUCUUGCGGUCUACUUUUGGAUUAUUAUCUACUCAUGGUACAAGAAGCUCGGAGGCUCUACUCCAGUUGAUUGAUAGCCCCAAAUUCUAAGCUCAAUUCAAAAUCAAACGGUCGUUAAUCUAGGUCUACAGACUUAAGCUAUUAUGAAGACUGGGAAUUUUAUACUGGUGCCGACUUCUACUAUAAUAGAUUUGGGUAUUCAAAGUACAUCUUCUGUUUGGUGGUUCUUGUCCUCCACAUUGGCGCCUCUAUACUCAUUAUUGCUUCCGUAGUGUCGGGAGAAAAAAUAUUGACUGUUCCCUUUGUAGCCACUGCCCUAAUGCGUUUCCUUGUCUUGCUCCUAAUUUUAAAUUGGAUUGUUACGAAGUCCUUUGAUGAUACCACCUUCUUCUGGUAGAUCGGUCUAAGUCUGUUUCCAGCCACUUACUUUUGGCUAACAGUGGCUUCUUGGUAUAACCCGAUGAAAAAAUAAAAUUUCCUUGUAUUAUAUGAAUCUUGUCAUUUCAAAAAAAUAUUUAAUUUAAGUUGCCUUGAAAUUUGCUGUCAGUUUAGUGUCGCUUCGAACGUUCACCAGUUCGGCAUAUAAUAAAAAAGUAUACAAAAACACA
Messenger RNA from Drosophila rhopaloa, 1709 nucleotides. RefSeq lists its product as uncharacterized. Lineage: Eukaryota; Metazoa; Arthropoda; Insecta; Diptera; Drosophilidae. The record is from RefSeq and is a predicted model, not a curated record. The transcript has 9 exons. Bases 82 to 573 code for a protein of 163 amino acids.